UCAGAUUUAUUGAGCACGAAGCCAGACUUGUGCCGCUCUUGCAUGCAUGAUUUGGUGAACAAGUUUUUGAUUAGUAGCAACACACAAAUAAUGCCAAAUGUUGAGGCAGCAAACGAGAGUUAAAAGCAGCUGACUUUUUAUGAAAUCACAUUAAUUCCAUCACACAAAUAUGAACUUCAUAUACUAAUGUUAGGUUAUGUUUUGGGGUAGUGUAUAGUCAUGGUGCAAAAUAUAUAUCUUUGUCAACAAAGACAGCUUCACUGAUCUACUCUACUACACCCGGCUGUCAUGCAUUAUGCAAAGAAGAUGGUUCAAGAAAAGAAUUCUGUGUGUGUGCCUGCUGGGUGUGGUCCUGUAUCUGACCUUAAGACUGCAGACACAGAAGGUCGUCUUCGAAGCUGUAAUAGCAAAUUCAAAGCCAAUUGACAUUUGGGAGUUUGUGGCAGACUUCAGCAACCACAAGAAACUCAAUCCCACCCUCAUCGACUUCAACGUGCUGUCAGAGGGUGGCAACUUUGAUCACUGGCAUUACACUGCGCAGUACACGGAAUUUCUCUCGUCACUGCCGUUCGUUCGCAACUUUGCUGAUGGCCACUUCAGUGUGAGACCUGGUGCUGGGGGAGUCUACACCAUUGAGUCGACCCACAUUAUCUGCUUUUUCACUAGACUACUCUGCAUGUCUGCGGAAGGUGAAUUCCGGUUUGAGCCGCUGGGCGAAAACACCAGAUGUGUUAAGAACAUUACGUAUCAGUGCCCAUUUGCCCUGACAUUUUUCUGCUAUCGCGAGGUCACGUUCCAGCAUAAGACGUUUAUGUCAAACUUACAGAAGCAUUUUACCCCUCAAGUGAUGGUAUCCCAGGGCAUGUGACAUGCUGAAGUACAACACGUCGUGCGCUGAAUUGAUGCUGCAAGUGUACUUAUUUUUAGUGUAUGCAUUAAUCGAAUCAAAAAAUGUUGAUAGGGGCUGCGUGGGCUGGUGCUCUCUUGCAUCAUCAUGUUCACUUUCAUAAUGGUCAUGAGUCGCCCAUUUGGUGCUUAUUUUCCUGCAACUACAGGUACAACCAAAGAGUGAAAAAUUUCAGGUACUAUCAAAACUGAUGGCUCGAAACAAAUAAAAUACCUUUUUUUUAUCCCAUUAGUAAUAGAUUG
Molecule: messenger RNA, 1149 nt
Organism: Zootermopsis nevadensis
Lineage: Eukaryota; Metazoa; Arthropoda; Insecta; Blattodea; Termopsidae
Source: RefSeq, a predicted model, not a curated record